AUGAGCGACAGCGCCCUGGAGUUCACAGCGGAGGAGAGCGACUGGGUUUUCGACUAUGUGCUGAACCUGUUCCGCUCGCCGGCGUGGGAGCUGCCGGUCAUGUGCUUCAUCGAUGACAACUGCGCCAGCUUCGACACGGGCGAGGAGAACAAGUUCAUCUACACGGAGCUGCACACGCAGUUCCGCGAGUUGGUGGAGAACGUGCUGGGCUCGCACCUGGCCGAGAUGGGGCUCACGGCCGCGGACUUUGCGUCUAUCUGCGAGAAGCAGCGGGACAGCGAGCGAGCGGCGGGCGUAUCCGUGUCCGACGGUGUGAGUGCUGACGUGGUGAACCAGAUCCUAGCCAUGGACGACUUCCUGAGCUUCAAGAAGCUCAUGGUCAAGCGCAACUUGGAGCUGGAGCUUGAGGCCAUCAAGGAGCUGCGUGAGGAGGUGACGGAGGACGAGCACGACCUCGAGGCGCAGUUCAUGGAGCUCAGCGUGCUGUACAAGCAGGAGGAGAUGGAGCAGGCGGAACUCGAGGCCGCGCUCGCCAUGUCCAUGAGUGUGCAGAGUGAGCAGCUUCGGCUCGCUUCGGUGGCUGCUAAGGUUGCGGAGGACAAGUACGCGAGCGCUGCGUCCGAGACGCGGCAGCUGUCGCCCGCCGAGGUGCAGCAGCAGAUUCGCGAGAGCAAGAAGAAGGCCGAGGAGAUCUGCAAGAAGAACAAGGAGUCGCUCGAGGAGAAUCGCAACAAGCAGCGCGAGUGGCAGCAGGCAGCCGAGAUCUCGGAGGAAGAGCUCAAGCGCCGUGAAGAGUAUCUCCGCAAGCAGCGCGACCGCAUUAUUGAGAAGAAGAAACGCGAGCGCGAGGCGCAGUUGAAGGAAUACCAGCAGGAGCAGAAGGCCACAGCUCCAGAGCCACCGGCGCAGCUCGUUGAGAAGCUGCAGAGCAACACUUCGGAGGAAGCCAAGAAGGCGGAGGAGGAAGAACGCCGGAAUGCGUUGCGCAUUGCUUUGGCCCGCCGGAUGAAGCAGGAUCUACUGGAGUCAGCUAACGCGGCAGCCUCCGAGCCCAGUCGCUCCGGAAGCUUCAAAGUGCACCAGGUACGCAGCAAUACCUAG
Phytophthora sojae is the source of this 1101-nucleotide messenger RNA. RefSeq lists its product as hypothetical. Gene Ontology annotation, cellular component: ciliary base; axoneme. The record is from RefSeq and is a predicted model, not a curated record. The transcript has a single exon. NCBI's taxonomy places the organism in Eukaryota, Oomycota, Peronosporomycetes, Peronosporales, Peronosporaceae. Bases 1 to 1101 code for a protein of 366 amino acids.